This is a messenger RNA of Paramuricea clavata, 18258 nucleotides long. The record is from the annotation of a GenBank genome assembly. NCBI's taxonomy places the organism in Eukaryota, Metazoa, Cnidaria, Anthozoa, Malacalcyonacea, Plexauridae.
GUUUGCUGUAAUUUGUAAAUUUGAUACUAGCUAUACACGAUUUUAUACGCACGAGGUGAACAAAUUGAAGCGUUCAAAAUUGCACAUUUAACAGGAACAGUGAGGCUUUCUCAAGUAAAAUGUGUAAAAUAAGGUAUGGUUGUUAUUUUUCUGUAUUAAAAAAGCUUCCCGGAGCUCUAUUAAUGCGCGUUUUAUUGUCCAAAGGUCAUGCCCUCGUGUUAUGCAAAUACAAAUGGCGACACAUGUUUAUAAUAUAACGAAUAAAAUUUCCAUAUUUUAAGUCGAUUUAAAAAGUUUAUAACCAAGCAAUAAGCAAUUAAACAAGUUUAGUUUGCAUAAACAAAUGGAGUAUAACGUAUUUGGUUUCCAAAACCUAUAUUAUUACUAUUCCAGUGAAUAGAGUUGGAAUUUGUUGUUUUACAUAAAUAAAUCUAGGGGGAGGGGGUGCGGGCAACGACAGUUUGGUCAUCAAUGUAAUCCCGGAUGGGGGCAUUUAACUGAAGGUCAUGGUUGUUCCAGAGCUCUUGUUUUUUUCUCAGAUUGUUGGAAGGGUAUAUAUAAACUUAAGGUACAUUUCCACACAAGGAUUAAUCAGGCUAAUAAUUUCAGCUUUAAAUGAUAUUUGAAAAAUACACUGUCAACUGACAACAUUUCAACUGAUAACAUUUGUCGUUGGCAUAAUUCAGAAAAACCUGAAAUCAGCCUGAUUAUUAUUAGUGUGUAAACGUUGCUUUGUAUUGUCCCCAUACAUUUGAUUGAUAUUCAAUCUCCACCCCUUGCCCACAUCCCCUUGGGCGAGGUGGUUCAGGGUAAAAAGCAAAAAGUUAAAACCGUCUGGAAAAAAUGGGAAUUUUUUUCGGUUGAUUCAGUAUUAAAAAAACAGGGGUUUUUUCAGGUAUGGUUAACCACCUCACCCCAUUAGAAAGUGAUCUUGAAACACUGCUUUUUUGUGCAGAUUUUCAUUGCAUAAACAUGUGGAUUUAGAGAUCAUGCCUUGAUGCCUUAAAGGUGCAGUUGCUCUCGUAGAGAGAGCAAGUUUUUUAUAGUUGAUCAGGGUUGUGAUUGAUGUGGAGGAACAGAUACCGGUAUAUACUUUUCUGGAAUUUAUUUCCCAAAGGAGAUGUUUCUUACAUACUCUGACACUAGUUUUCAGGAAUUGGUCUAUCUAUUACUCUCUAUUAUUGCUCUUCUUAGUGGAGCACAGAGGGCAGUUUGCCAUUCUCCUGCUUCGUGCAAAAUUCAAGGUCUGAGAAAUGAUAAUUUCUAACAUGGUUACUUUUCUUCGAGAGAUCAAUGCAAAUGGAAAUCACUGUUUUCUUUUGGUUUCUGCUUCAUGGUUGUUUGAUCUUUAUUCUGGAGAUUAGUCUGAAAACUUAUUUGUUUAGUUCAUACUCUAUAUUUAAUUUCUAGUUGUGUUAUUUCUUGGAAAUCCAUUUCUUUCUUUACUUUGCUCCCGGUGUUCCGGAAUUUAUAGAUCUGACUGAUGUUGAGCAAUUAUUUCAACAUCUUUGGAGAGUUUACAGCCAUGGCUCAUGUCUCCAUGCCUUUAAUCUCUCACUCUUCAUAGGGCUAUGGAUUACUGUAAUUAUCAGUUUUGCUAUUUUGCAGACCCUAAGAUCUGAAACUUGUAUUAAAGUGUUAUCUGUUUUGGCAAGAUGUGACCUUUACCAUUUGAGGAACAGAGGGAGUUUAGUGUAAACAAGAGUUUACUGAAAUUGCUAUGUGCGUAGAGCUUUAGUGUAUCAGAAAGCUACAGAUUGAUAGGGGUACAACUACCUGAAAAAUGGCGAACUUCAACGUUUUGAGCGAAGGCCCUUCUUCGGGAAGUUAGUAUGGUAGCUCACUACCGUUCUAAUCACUAUCCCUUCGCUUAUAUGAAUGUUAAUGUAUCUCGUUCAUCUUCCCAUAUAGAUUCACAAAUAUUCUUUUAACUGAUCCUUCUGUGUGUAAGGCAUGAUCAGUUUUGACAAGGUGCAGUGAACUUUGAGAUACUCGUCAAGAAAAUUUGCUGCCAUGGAACAUAUCCACAAUGCUUCACUAUCCCUUCGCUUAUGAAUACCAAUGCCUCUCAACUCAUUUACCUAUAUAGAUUCUCAAAAACUAUUUAACUGUUCCUUCUGUGUGUAAGGCGUGCUCAGUUUUGACAGGAUGUGAACUGUAUAAACACUUACGAUGUUAUUGAAGAAAAUUUUCCACCAUGGAACAUAUCCAUAGUGGCUUUUUGGUCUCCACCACUAUAUAUUCCUGAUUAAUAUCAGCGUUUAAUUCCUCUUUUCCUGGAUUGUAACAUGACUCUGACAUUGACUCUGAGUUGUCUAUCCGUAUACAUUUGUGAUAUACGCAGAAACCUGUUUCAAGACAGAAGAUUUGAAUUUUAACAGUUGAGGUGUGUUAGUGAAGAGAAUUUACUGCCAUGGACGGUUCUCUGUCAAUUUACUGUUAUGGACGGUUCUCUGUCAAUUUACUGCUAUGCCUAUGGACGAUUCUCUAUCAAUUUACCGCUAUGGACGAUUCUCUGUCAAUUUACUGCUAUGGACGAUUCUCUGUCAAUUUGCUGCUAUGCCUAUGGACGAUUCUCUAUCAAUUUACCGCUAUGCCUAUGGACGAUUCUCUGACAAUUUGCUGCUAUGGACGGUUCUCUAUCAAUUUACCGCUAUGGACGGUUCUCUAUCAAUUUACUGCUAUAGACGGUUCUCUAUCGCUAUGAGAAAGCUGCUGAGUGAUAGGGAUACAACUACUUGAAAAAUAAGUUCGAUAUUCUUGAUAAGGAAGACGUUGUAUCAUCUUUAGACUUUACGAUCCUCGCGGUCUCAAACCUCGUGAUAUCGGGUCAAUUGAUAAAACCAAGGCGUAGGACCUGAAAACGACUUAGUCUUGCCAUUCUUUCUGCACCAAACGUUCAAAUGAACUUUUCCAUGGUUCAAAAUGUUUAAAAAUUUGGAACGCUUCACGAAUUUGCGUGUCAUCCUUGCGCAGGGGCCAUGCUAAUCUUCUCUGUAUCGUUCCAAUUUUAGUAUAUGUGCUGCCGAAGCAAGCACGUCUAACACUGUAACAGCUUCGCAUUUAACUACCCUACACUCUCGCAACUCCAGACAUGUGGGAUGAAGUUUCUUUAUGCAAAUGAAGAUUGCACAAUGCAUUUAUAUGUAAAAAACUACCGGUACUUGAAACGUAAAGUUCGUGUCUAUAAUCGUAAUAAAUCUCGUCAAUUUAUUUUCAGGACGGUAAUCUUGGUUAAUUUUAGUUCAUUUAAAGUAUUUAAUGAUAUGUUAACCAAGAAAGAAGCUACGAUUUUGAUUUUUCUUUGAUAAGGUUUCUGCGCUUGCCCAGUGUAGAUUUCUGACAAUGUUUCUGAACGUUUCAAAGCUUUUAAUAUAUGCAGCAAGACGCUGACCAUGUGCUCGAUGGCUCAACUGUACGACUCGGCAACGUCGUGAAGCCGUUGGUUGCCGUUGAUCGAAUUUCGGAGUUUUCCUCAGAGGCUCAGAUUACGUUCGUAAAUGAAAGUUCAGGUGUAAGAAUGGUUUUAAGCAGUCGUGAUUUGUGUCACUGAACCAGUGUUCAGCAAAGUACUCAAAAUUUUUACUUAAGUAAAAGUGAAAAGUAACACCUCAAUUUUUACUUAAGUAGAAGUAAAAGUACUGACUGAAAAUUUUACUUAAGUAAAAGUAAAAGUAUUGCCUGAAAAUUUUACUUAAGUAAAAGAAAAGUACUGGAAAAAUAUACUUAAGUAAAAGUACUACUGAAAUAGAAUAUAAAUUCGUGAAAUUUGGGCGGAAGUAAGCCGGAAGUAACAGCCCUGAGCCAAGCACAUUCCCACAAUCCCACCAAGUCCCACCCAAUCCCACCCAAUCCCACCAGUCCGUUUUAAUAAGAAAUACUUUUUUAAAAUUUUUACUUCUCCAAAAUAUAACAAAAGUAACGAAGUAAAAAAGUAAAUAUUUACCAAAAAUCGUACUUCGUUACAAGUAAAAAGUACUUCAUUAAAAAAAUACUUCGUUACAAGUAAAUACUGAUUUUUUUUACUUAAGUAAAGUAACGAAGUAAAUUUACUUCGUUACUGGCUAACACUGCACUGAACUACUGUUUAUUAAAAGGAUUAAUUUCGAUGUUACGAGAAAGCCUUGCAUGAUUCUUACACUACUGCCGAAGUGAACUAUGGGCUAUAGCUUGUAAAAUCCCGCCGCCGCAAAAACCCCGGCGAAGUCAACUGUAAAUAUCUCCCGCUUGACAUCGGCAGUCAAAACUUUUUCAGGUAGUUCAGACUGCCAGACGGCGGCUAAUUGUUGAAUUGUACCCAUAUUGGACCCCUACGUCUGCAUGCGAUGAGACAUUGCGAAUAUUAACUGAGCUGGUUGCCGUACGGAUUAACACUACGUGAAAAAGAUAAACGAAACUCCAGAAUGAACGGCAUAUGUAACUAGUUACCGAUUGACGUGCAAUGGCUUUAUAAGGAACUGUGAGUUCAAUUUGUUCACACAGGAAUUCAUAUGGUCUGAUGCGCUCGAAAUCGUCCGAUUUCAUGUGCCCUGUGUGAACUGCAAAGACCAAAUGGUUUUCGAAUUUCGAGAACGGUCCGAGACGGAUGAUCAGUCUGGACGAACUUGGGCAAAGUUCUUGUCCGAUCAUUUAUUGUCAAAAGCAGCACACAGAUUUAAGACUUUAUUUACAGAGAAAAGCGAGUGAUUGCUUCAAUGCGUUUUGAAUAAAUUAUUUGACGAUAUUUGGUGGCUUCGCAAAGUAAAAAUUGAUAGACUUUAUUAUAUCAAGGUGGAAAGGCUAUACAGAUAGUAAAUUAGUUUCAUGCGGGGGGAGUAAAAUGAUGGAGGGGACGAUAUUGGCUUAGCAGGAAACAUAGGCAGAUAGUUUGAACGUCCUGCCACAUAUAUUAAAGUUCUCCUUGACAUUAAGUCCACUCUUUUCUCUCAAUCUUUUCUGAAUACAUAUAGGGGUCUGGCAAGAAAAUGAUACCGGACAAGAAAUACAAGUGUUCUGGAGACGGUUUACUGCCCUCGUUGGUAACCAAGACACCAAACUCGUGUUACACAGCAGCAUACAGCAAACCAGGCAUAGAAAGCACCCGACUACAACAUGCCAGAUAUCCACAAGAACACACAACGAGAUCCAGCCACGCUCAAAGACAGUAUAACCCCACAAAGUCGAAUAUUUUGACCUCUUUCGGUGUGCCAUACAGAACCCCUUUGCACGUACUUGCUGUAACGCAGGAACCCUUUCUCAGAGCCAAUACAUGGGUCUACUCACACAAACCUAAAGUGUAUAAUAGGUUACUGGGACCGUGAUUUAUUGGGGGAAAACGUUUUGGAAUAAAGUUUUGAAAAAACCGUUUUGCAAAUUCUAACAGUUGAUAUACCAGCUGAUAUGCGCGUUCACCUUGACAACAAGGUUCAAUUCAGGGCGCUUAUUCAAUUAUUGCAAGAUACAGCUCUCUGGUCAAAAUUUCGCCUCAGUUUCAUGUUGAAAAGAGUCAUACCAAACCUUGUGGGUUUUCGCAAGGUACAGUACUCCGAUUUUUGCUCCUGCCACGGCUCGCGCUGGAUCUAAAACUAGAACUGUUUACUGCUCCGAAUUAACCUGAGCCCCGAGGGUUGGUAUCCCGGCCGAACUAAUCUAAGUUGGCAACUAAUCUAAGUGUGACGACGUAAGAGAUGCCACCGUAACAAAGACGACUGCGUCGAAAGAACAAGUGGCAACUCGAGAGUUGCAAUGUGGGGGAACGAAGACGUUGCUUCUACCGCACACUGGUUCAACAUCACGCAGCUUCGAGAGGAUUUUGAAAGAAGCGAGUAUCUGGGCAUCUUAAUCAAUGCUGAAAAAAGAAGACUUGAUGAAGACGGAGAUGCGAAUGUUCAAAUGUGGACCUGAUGUGGAUCCCUGAGGGUUACGCUGUAAGACAAGAUGAGGAACGAUGAUAGGUGUGGGUUGGUAGAUAUUGGAAUGGUACGGACACAUAAUAAGAGAUAAAGGAGAGCCGGUCAUUGGCAUUAUGGAUGAAGAGAUCAGAUGUGGGGCGGUAGAAAUUGCAGAGAAGAGCCGGUCAUAUAUCAAUGAAGUGAUCAGAAGAUGCCAGCCCAGGUGGUAGAUUUUGCCGAAGAGGUGAGGGAAGCAAGACUGGAAUGUUACGGAUACAUAAUAAGAGAUGAAGGAGAACAGGACAGCGGCAUUUUGAAUGAAGAGAUGAGAAGAUGCGGUCCCGGGUGGUAGAUUUUGUCGAAGAGGUAAGGGAAGCAAGCCUGGAUGUUACGGAUACAUAAUAAAAGAUGAAAACAUAUGAGAACAGGACCGAGGCAUUCUGAAUACAUUGAUCAGAAGAUGCCGGCCCGGGUGGUGGAUUUUGCCGAAGAGGUGAGGGAAGCCUGGGAUGUUACGGAUAAAUAAUAAGAGAUGGAGGCAUUCUGAAUGAAGAGAUGAGAAGACGACGUGGGUGGUAGGUUUUGCAGAGAAGGCGAGGGAAGCAAGGCUGAGAUGGUGUGGACACACAAUAAGAAGUAAAAGAACCCAGUCAGAGGAAAUAUGGAAUGAAAAGAUCAGAUGAUGUGGGUUGGAAGAUGAGGGCAGCAAGUGAAGAUGAGGGCAGCAAGAAUGAGAUAUUAUGGACCCAUAUUAAGAAGAGAUAAUACAGACUCAAUCUGCAGAGACAGAAAAUGAUGAGAAAGCAGAUCAGGGUGGGUUGGUAGACAUUGCAGAAAAUGAGACCGAAAUAGUGUAUACACAUAAUAAAAGGGGCGCUGAUCAGUCGAACAAAAAAACAAACUAAUUAAAUGAAAAGAUUGCUUGGAAUUUUAAUAUUAAGCAUACAUUAAAAAUUACUAUACGGUAUAUACAAAAAAUUGAAUUUGAAUGGUAGGAAAACUAAUUAAAAUAUUUAUUUUCUCAAAACUUUAGUGUUAUCAUGCAAACACUCGUAUUAAUUCGAGAAUUUUUUGCUUAUACUUAAAAGCUUGCAAAAGGAAAGUUCCAUGCAUUAAAAUUGUAAGACGUCCACUGCAGUUUUGCAAUAAAAAUUAGCUUCAUAUGUGUAAGCUUAUAUGAAUUAGGUUAUAUUAGUGUUGAUUGUCUUGAAGAAAAGAAUUGGAGGGUAACGUCUUGUAUAUUUUCGUCUACGUGCUUCGAAAAGACGUUAAGAAUUAUAUAAUUCGUUCAAUUAUUUACGGAACACGGCAAUAGUACAUUGCUUUAAUGCCAUAAGAUUGAAACAGUUGAGUGUUUUGAUUUAUGUCUCCAUCUGAAGCCUGGUUCACGCGAGUUAGAUAAGCAUAAGCAGGAAACAAUAGAAACCUCCGACGCUUGCAAAGACAAAGCGUUUCGUUCAGCGUUUCGUUUUGGCGCCGCAUGUUAUACGCAUGCUUCACUUUAUUUGUUUUGCCUUUCGCUUGAUAUGCUUGUGCCUAUAGUCACACAUGUAAACCAGACUAUGUUAUAGUUUCAAUAUCAAAUUAAGUGUAAAAUAAUAUCGGAUAAAGUUUCCUUCACCAGUGAAAACUCGGGUCGUCUUUCCGGCUGCCACUCCCAACAUGCACGUAUGAGGCUGUAGACACUCUCUGGGCAUUGCGCAGGACAUGACAAUCUCUCCUCGCUCUCCAAAUACUGAAUCACUUCUUGACCAUGUAAGCCGUCGUACGGUUUGCCUCCAUAAGUAAGCGCCUCCCAUACGGUGAUCCCGUAUGACCACACAUCGCUUUUUGUCGUGAACUUGUAGUAGUAGAUGCACUCCGGAGCAUACCACUUUAACGGCCACUUUCCUGCGGCCUCUGCACGAUAAUAGUUGUUCCCCACACCCAUCGCACGAGACAUCCCGAAAUCACUGAUCUUGACAAAAUUUACAUCGACGACAAGCACAUUCCGAGCCGCUAGAUCUCGAUGUACGAAAUGCUUGCUAUCAAGGUACUCCAUACCUUCGGAAACUUGCAGCAGCAUGACGAGGAUCUGACGGACCGUUACCUCCUUGUGUUUACGGAGAUACUUAUGGAGCGGACCAUUGAUUGCUAAUUCCAUUACCAACAUCAUGGUUGCUUCAUGGAUCAUACCAAUCAUUCGAACUAUAUACGGAUGAUCCAAUUUUAACAUAAUUCGCGCUUCGUGUUCGAUUUCCGACUUCUGGGCCGCGGCGUCAGUCUUGAGCUGUUUCACAGCGACUUCAAUUUUCUUCCCAUUUGUAAGAGCGUACACUCCUUUCAAGACAGAACCGAAAUUUCCCUGGCCAAGUUUGUUCUGUAAAGACAACCUGCUGAAAUCAAGAGCUUUGAUAUCCUUAAAUGCAUUGAGGUAAACAGGAGACUUUUUUAUGGCAACGGUAUCAUAAAUGGCGUCAGUUCGCGGUGCGCUCGUCCCAGCAACACCUGGAGGUAUAGGCAAGCACCGUUUCUGGGUUAUUUGACAUGGUUUUCCAAGCUUGCAAACGAGGCCGUCGGAUCGAUUGAGAUAAUACUCGACACACUCCAUCAGAUUUAAAAACUUUGGACCAGAUGGAAUCGAGAGUUUUCCUGCGUUGUCGGCAUUGAGAAGAUAAUGGUACACGCUACCAUCGUGACACAGACCAAUUGCAAACGUCCCUUUGGUUUUCUCACGUUCCCGGACCAAAAACUGUCCGUUUUUGCAGCCAGAUUUCCUAAGACGCGAUUCUGCUUCAUCUCGGGAGAUAACGCCGUGAAACCAUGAUUGCUUGGCGUGGAGUAACAUGCCUAACAUUUUCUCAAAAGGCACGUGAUUUUUACCAAGAGAUGUGCGAUCACCGAUACCAAGUUGACUCAUGGCGGCAGUCGUGGCAGCUUCCACCUCGCUGUAGUUAACAUUUGUGUACACCUUGGGUUCAAGUCCGAUCGGGCGGUUACAAGGUUUGGUUAAAGUGGUGAGAAGGCCUCCUUGGUUAGCACGAUGGUAAUCAAUGAGCUCAACAGGGCUCGCAAAACGUGGACCAUCUUCAAUUCCGUAUUUUCCAUCUGGGUGAUGCUGAAUAUGAUAGUGGAUAAAGCCGCGUCUAUGGCACAAGGAAAGGGCAAAGCUCUGUGACUCCGUUGGACGUUUGCGUAACAAGAACUUGCCAUUUUCAACUCCGUUGUCCGUCAAAUGUCUCUCGGCUUCUUCUCGAGAUAUUCUGCCAUAAAAAUAUGUUUGUCGCACUGGGUCAUCCAUUACUGGGGAACGUGCUUCUAUAUAAAGAAAUUUCAUUGUAUGAAUUGAUUUUAGAGAAGGGAAAAUAGCACUUACAGUAAUAUGUGUGAACCAGGAAAAACAGUGAACAUUGUGAUGUAUACCGAAGACACCGAAACAUGGUCAACAUUGCAAUGUAUGUCUACUUGGCCAUGGGAUCAAAAUUAAAAACAUUUUCGCAAGCACUGGAGUAUGUUAAUUAAUGACCAAUAUACGCUUUUUUAAAAUGUUGAAUUAUAGACCCAUAAUUCGUUCAACAUUUGAGAGAAUGCUGUGAGUUGAUUUGCAUCCCAGUUAUGCCAUAUGAUACUAGACCCGGGUAAAACUUUCCCUGCGGCCCCAGUACUAUGUCAUAAUUGUAAAACAGAAGAAACAGUGUUUUACAAUAUAUUGCACUUUAUUGCAUAUUAUCUGGCACUGAUGCAUCUAGGAUUUAUAUUCUCGGUUAAGCACUCUUGUAUUACAGUGAAAUCCAGUGUUCUGUUGCGGGCAAUAUUGUCACACAAUAUUGCAAUAUUGAUCAGCUGACGAGAACAAAUUGCAAUUUUUAUGCAGAGCAACAGUAUUAAACUGUCAACUGCAAAAUUCAAAAGUUCAUAAUAUUAAAUUAUUAAUUAAAUUCAAAAGUUUAAAUUAUUAUAAUAUGAUUCGGAAGCAAUUUGUAAAUAAAGCCUGAUUGGCUAUACCCUGCGAGCAAAGUCCUCUCGUAUUUCUUCUCGGCAUGGCAUGGAGAAGCAAGAGAGACUCUGCAGAACUUGUGUAUGUUCUUUGUGGAGCAGACAAUCCAAAAAUUUGGAUAAUUAUGCAUAAUUUCAGGUUGAUACCGGUUUUAUAACCGGUUUUGAUCCAAACUGGAAACUACUUAUUAAAUCUUCUUCUGGGAAAUAGGCUAAGCAACUGUUGUUGCUAAGUUGCUAAGCAACUGCUUAGCAACCUUAGUGCAUGCUCAAAUUAAUUUAUACACAAGUUCUGCAGAGUCUCUCUCGCUUCUCCGUGCCAUGCCGAGAAGAAAUACGAGAGGACUUUGCACGCAGGGUAGAUUGGCUACUAGUACAAAACAAGCCAAUCAAAUGCUUGGCAUCUGACAUUUGGGUGCAAACCUCUUGACAAAUUGUCAACAUGUAAAAUUUGCAAUUUGUUUGCGUCUGUUGCAAUUUGCUAGAGCAAUCAGCCGAUCAACAUUGCCAUAUUGUGUGACAAUAUUGCAAUGUUGCCGGCAAUGGAACACCAGCAAUGGAACACUGUAAGGGAUUUGUUGCUUUAUGGGCCCCUUUUGAUCUGGGGGCCCGAAGCUAAAUGGCCUCCUCCCCCCCCCCCCCUCUUGGUGGCUCUGAUGUGCUGCACUUGGUUGGCUUGGUUCAUGUGGCAACACUCAUACAAAAGUGGUUUUCCCCAUUGGUUGUUUAGUGCUCAGAAUAAAUAUAAUUGGGAAAUGUGGUUGAGUUUUCUUGCUUGCCAAUGUCUAAAAAUGUAAAAAUGUCUAAAAAGCUGUGACCCAUAUGGACCUCACAUUAAAUAUACAAAAAUUCUAAUAACCCAUUAAGUUGCUUUGCAUCCCACUUUAUUAUUUUACUCUGUCUAAUGCCAGACAAUUUUAUUCGUCAAGGGGAAAAGUGUUGGCCGUGCUCAAUGGUUGAUCAAACUGUCUGUCCAUGUGUUUAGUUAACACAUCAAGUAUUGCAACCUAAUGUACUCUAAUUUAUGAUUUUACUCUGUCUAAUGCCAGACAAUUUUACUCAUCAAGGAAAGAGCGCUGGUGUUCGAUUGCUUAAUUUAUAAUCUCGAAUAAAACUUAAUCAUGAUUACACUAUUCAACAGUCAAAUAUUUUAGAAGGAUAGCACUAUCUGGCAUUGAUACUUGAACAACUGGCCCCAGGAACAGUGUCUAGUUUAGGAAACCACAUCUAAACUUGUGUAAAACUGAUGAACUGUCGUCUUAUAUGUAUCAAAUAAUACGGACCCAACCUAAAUCCAAUAUUUGCUUCCAGCUGCUAAUUGCCAUAACAGCGAGGCAACAAUUUGAACAAAUUAUUUAGUAAGAAAAUAAAAUAUGUAUUAAAUUAAUUUUGUAUGUCAUAUUUCUUACUAUUAAAUACUUUAUAAUUUAGCCAUAUUUAUCGAUAACAUCUUCGUACUUUCACUUCAGAAUCAUUCUCAAUUUGUUGUUGGCAAAACAACACAAAACACAAAGUAACUAAAUACAAAAUAUGCACAAUUGAUUUAAAAACCUAAAUGGAAUAAUUUUCGGUAAUAAUUGCGACAUUCAUAUAAAGUUUGAUACUAUGUUAAUACUUAAUUUCGUCCAUUUCAUUUUCAUACUAUUUUUCAUUCGUUUAAAAUGGUUUAUAAAACAUACUCUUGUACCAAUAUAAAUAUCAAUAUGCGGUAUGUCGGUACUGAAAUCGGUAUUAAUAAAACAGCAAAGCGUAUUCACAAAAACCUACCUUUGGAAUUUAAAACAUUGCCCAGAACAAGCAACAGUAAGAACGGCAAUUAAACGACUACUUUCUCUCUGUUAUUAAUUUCCGAUCGUCAUUAUUAUAUGUUUCGGGUAAACUCAAUAUUUUUGUAAACAGACAAAAGAUAUCAUUUGCUCACUUCCUUGUCCAAACCAAAUUGAUUUUUUCUCGCCGCGCGAGAUGGAGGACUGCGUCGAGUUUGGUGAGUGAGCAAAAUUAAUAUUUUUUUCUGCGCAGUGGCGGAAAUUCACUUUCCGGUGGGGGGGGGGGCAAAGCCUCCUAAAUUUCCGACAAAACUUUCAAAUUUCCGACAUACCCCUCCCCCCAUUUGCACUCGAAAAGACUGUUUUUAGCCCUCUUUUAGAUCAAAAUUUCCGAAAAUUCGUCAAUUUUCCGGAAGAUUUCCGCCACUAUUUCUGCGUACGAGUAAUGGCGUGUCUGAAAUUAUGUCUAAUGGCCAAAAUUAUUGCGAGAAAGUUGCGUAAACGUUGGUAGAAGUAGGAGCUUUUUUUGAAUCUAAGUUGUCCACAAGAAUACAAAAAGUUUGUAAUAAAAAUCAUAAUUAUACCGUACUUAAUAAAUAUGAUAGAGUGAGCUCACUAUUAUGUGGAAGUUUAUAAAAGAGUAUUGAGUAGAGUAUUGUCAUUAAAAAAAUAAAUAAAAUAAAAUAAGAUUCAUCUCAAUAAUUCUAUCCACUUGUAUUAUAAAGAUCAGUGGUACUAUGACGUCAUAGCCGUAGCUUGACGGGGAAUGGGCACGAGAAAAAAUAAAAUAAAUUGAAUAAAAAGAGACGACAUGGUGUUAGAAUCUACUGUAAUUUGGUGAGUUUUAAACUAUUUCUUUUAGAAAUUAACCAUUUUAUGUACUUCCCCAGUAUUUCAAUUAUUUCACAAUCAAUUUUCCAGCGUGGACAACAGCGAAUACAUGAGAAAUGGCGAUUUUUUGCCGACGCGAAUUCAAGCACAACAAGAUGCUGUGAACUUAGUUUGUCACUCAAAAGCCCGACAAAAUCCUGAGAAUAGUGUAGGAUUGAUGACUCUUGCCAGGUAAAUAUGAAAGUAAGAAGGGCACACUGUCUUUAGAGUUCAGAUAUUACAUUAUUUUUUUACUAAUAAUAUAUGAAUAUUUGUAUAUUAAAUAAUGUAUAUUUGAAUAUCUCCCCCCUGACUGGAAAGCUUGGAAAUUUGCGCGGCUGAGGUUUCGAAAAUUUAAUAGUAAAUAUAUAGAAAGCAUCAAAAUUGCACGCCCAAUAUCUCAGGCGCGCAGUACAAACUUUCCACACUGGUCCUCCCCCUGCGGCCCUGCCAAGUAUGACUUAUUGGUAUGAAAUGGGCUAUUUAUCAUUUGUAGACCCCCACCCCCCUGUCAAGGACCUUGAUUUCCAAGGGAACUAAUUGGUCAAUUUUUCCAUAUGGUAAUGGAGAAAAAUGCUGUUUCCAGAAAGUUUAAAGCUUGAAAAUGCAAUUCCAAAGGGAGUUGAAGACCUUUCUAUAGGGGUCAGUUGCAAGAUAAUCCUAUCCAAUUAUCUUACAAGAGGCAUUAUAAACACCCCUGUAAGCACACUGGCUAAGAACCCCCUGAGAUUCUGAGUGAUGAUUCCUAGCGUUUGAAGGGGCAAUUUUUACCAAGUCUGAAAGUUAUAAUGUUGUUUUAUAUUGUAGCACUAUUUAGUUUGUGCCCCUCUGUACUAACAUUGCAAGCCUCAGGUCUUGGUCAAUUGACCAGAUAUUUUCAUUUGUUUUGUUAGCCUUGAAGUGUUGGUGACAUUGACAACAGAUGUUGGCAAAGUUUUAACUAAAAUAAACAGUGUUAUACCAAAGGGUGCUAUGAAUAUUGUCACAGGCAUUAGAAUUGCCCAUGUAAGUGAUAUAGUCUUGAAGUAGUUGAUUUUCUGUGUAUAGCUGAGUGGUAGUACGCAGCAGUUUGGCCUGCCAUUUGAAAGGCUUGAAAUAAUAUGAUAUUUGAUAACUGCAAUGUUCAGGGGCAUAACUCCUGGAAGCUGCAAUACCCCCAAUGUUGUAAUAUUGCAGUUUUGUCAGCAAUCAUAGCAAUUUUAACGACACGCUCGUUGGGCAAAAAAUUACUGAAAAUUAUGAAAAUAUUAUGGUACUGAAAAAUUGUACAAAUUUCGAUUAAGUUAGUAAAAAAUAGUAUGUCCGAAAAUUGUUUUCUCUCUUGUCCCCCCCCCCCUGCUUGGGCAGAACAAGGUCACACAUCACCAGCUGUAAUACCCAAUUUAUCAGCCCUGGCAAUGUUUCAUAUUGUAAUAAGAUCCUUGGCAGAACCCUGGACUACACAACAUCAAGUGUUUUUCAAAGAAAAAGCAAUUAACAUAGCAAUUAGCUUUUGGUUAUCCCCAUAUAUUUUUUCAUUCUUUAUUCAUACAGCAACAUUUUCUCACAUUUUUAGCUUGCCCUGAAGCAUAGGCAGAGCAAGAAUCACAGAAUGAGAAUUGUAGCAUUUGUUGGAAGUCCUUUGGAAAAUGAUGAGAAAGAGGUGCAGUAGAAAUUUAUGAAAAAAUGAACUAUUCAUUAAGUUAUUUUACUGUAUUUGUAAAUGCAUGUGAUUUAUGUCUAUUAUUGGAAUAUCAUUUGCAGCUUGUUAAAUUAGCUAAAAGAUUGAAAAAAGAAAAGGUGAAUGUUGAUAUAAUCAACUUUGGAGAAGAGGUAUAAAAUUUAGAAUUGUCUGUGCCAGUGUAGGUAGGGCCAAUAAUAUAAUACAGUAACUCCAGACGAAGAGCCUUCCCUCAAAACAUUGAAAUUCUCCUUAUAUUUUGCAGGUAGUCGCAUCCCUACCAACGAAAGCUUGUUAUAAAAUUUAGAGCAAUUUAUGAUUUCCCUAGCUUUCUCUGCAGCGGACUCUUACAGUCCAGGGUUAGGGUGAUAUCCUCACCUCUCUCAGAUUCCCUAGAGGCAGUACUUUGGGCUCUAUAGAGCCAUCUACUUGUUUGAAAAAGCCUCCAACUGGAAACCCUGAUGUCCAGAGGUAUACAGUAUAUAGUAAAUACUUUAUCAUUCUUACUUGCAGGAAACAAACACAGCAAGUUUAACAACUUUCAUCAACACAGUGAAUGGUAAAGAUGGUACUUCCAGUCAUCUGGUGACAGUACCACGUGGUCCUAUUCUGGCUGAUGCUCUCAUAUCAUCUGCCAUCAUUGCUGGCGAGGAAGGAGGUGCACCCGCCUCAAGUGACGGACUCUUUGAUCCUUCAAAUGAUCCAGAAUUAGCACUGGUAAGAAUUCAAAUGAGGUUGAAAACAUUUUGAUUUUAAACAAUACUUGAUUUUUUAAAACUUUCUGCUGAUUAACAAAACAAGGAUAAAUGCAUUUCAGUUGAUUUUUAAAACUUUAGACAACUUUCUGUUGCUUGAGGAGAAAUAAUUGAAAAUGAAUGUAUUAAGCCAAUCACGGUACUGGUGACUAACAACAGGACAAUAAUCAGAAGAUGUUCAUCUCUGCUGUAAUCACUCUAAACUGAUUCUAGAGAUGUACUGAAGCUCUAUAACUUUGAUCUGGUCACAGAAUGGAAACGAGGCUUUAUUGUAUGAAAUACAUUUUUAGGCAAUCCGAGUGUCUCUGGAAGAACAACGUCAACGUCAAGAGGAAGAAAACAAGAACACGGAUCCACAAGGCACAGUUCCAUCGGAAGAAAUACCUGACAGUGAAGAAGCUUUAUUACAACAAGCUUUAAGAAUGUCUGGAGCUGUUUCUGAGACGUCUGUUGGUUCAACACCAUUUCCUGAUGAUGUCAGGUAAAUUUACACCAACAACUUUAGGAAAUGCACAAUAAAAUAUACUCUAGUAGCCAUCUUACCAAAGCUAUGACCAAUUGAGACAUAAAAUAUAUAAUACUGUAUGUAUACACCCAGCCCUCGUAAUUUGCCUAUUUUUGCCUUGGAAAUUGGGGAUUUUAUUGCCAAGGCAGGUAAGAACAUUCUGAAUAGUAUUUGCUUCAGUAAUGCACCCUUUCGAUAAUUACGUUAUUUCGAUUGGGAGCCUCGCUCUCAUGAAUUGUGAGCCAAUCACCUUGCGUAAUUUACUAAUGAGAGCGAGGCUCCAAGACCAAAAAGUGUGUGUGACGUAAUUAUUGGAAGGGUAGGUAGGUAGGUAAACUUUGUUUAAAACAACACGCUAGCCUCGUCAACUUUCGCUGAUUUCCACGAGGGGCGUGUUCAUUACAUCAAUAUAAAAAUAUUUACAAAAAUCAACCUAUUCAAAAAUCAACAUCAUUGCCAAGUGCCAAGUAAAAAUCAACAUAUUGCCAAGCGCCAAGGCAUACUAUGCUCAUUGCUUUGUAUACCCAUUGCUUUCCACAUGAAUUUCGUAUUUGCAACCACAUUCCUUUUGUACUUUUCCACGUAAUUUUACCACGUAAACUAAAUAACAUUCUCUACUACCUCUAUUUUCUAGCAUGAUGUCCGAAGCAGACCAGAUUGCGUACGCAAUUAAAAUGUCUCUUCAAGGAGACGAUACAGCGAGUGAAGCUGAAACACCAAACCCUGACUCCUCAAGAGAAACCACACCCAUGGAUACCGACAUGACACGUGCAAGCAUGGUGAGUUCUCAUUCUUUCAUUUUGUUAAUUGGUUGUCAACCAUUCCUAUGAAAACUUACACUUUAACUGAAUAUUUAAUAUUCUAAUCUUAUUGUCAAACAUUCUUUUGAAAUGUUAUUUUUUCCUGCUUUAUACGGUGGAUUGAGUUAACCGAGUAUCUAAAUGUUCCACAUGUCUUAAAAAAAAAUUGCUCUUUUAAAUUUCCUCCUAGGAAGCAGAUAUUCCGGAUUUCAGUGAAGAAAUGGCGGACCCCGACUUUCUACAUUCCGUGUUAAGUACACUACCGAAUGUUGACCCGGAUAGCGAGGCUGUGAAAGCUGCUAUUGGACAGGCGACGCAACAAAACUCUAGCAAAUCGGGUAACGGUUUUAUAUUUUACACCUAUAAUAAAACUUAGGUGAAUUUCUGCUUUUUCUGGGUUUGUUAUUUUCCUGAUCUUAUUAAGUCCUUAUGCAUGCAGACUUAAAUUCUUUGUGUGAUAUUUUAUCUCUAAACACCAGUAGUACAAUAUGCCAUAUGUUGGUUAGAUUUUUUGUGUGUUUCUCUUUUUCUCAGAUUCCAAGAAGGAUGAACAAAUGGAUGAAGAUUCCGAAAAGAAGUAAAACAAAAAUGGUCUAAAACAAUUAUAGUUUAUUUAAAAUGUUUUUGUUUUUUCAUAUUUGCAUUAAAUAUGUAGACGUGCAUCUUUAUUUUGGCACAAGAUGAAAAUGGAGAGCUAUAUAUAGAACAAUAUAUACUGCGAUUCAGUGCUAGCAAUAUCAAAAUUUAAUCAAUUUUUUAUGAACAUCUGGGACAUGAAAAAAAACACUUGUUAAUUUUGAGAUAUGUAAAUUCGAGCUGCAGCAGGUUUCAUGUCCUUUCAGUUGUUUUGAAAACUGCGCGUUUUAGGGUUUAAUAUGUAGUGAUUUAAGAAUUUCGUAAUGUUUGUGUUGUCGAUAGGGGCAUUUGUAUCCUAGCCACAACGUAUAUAAUUAACAGUCAUACACAAUAUAACGAAAACAAUUUUCAAUCACUCCCUUCCGUAUAAUCUUGAGAUUCAAGUGAAAACACUUGCAAGGAUAGGGAAGACUUUCAACACGUAUAAAAAGUAUUCUAGUCACUUGAUCAUCGAAAUAGAUGUUUCUCCAAUGCCCGCCCGACUCUUGUGCAGUUCCUCAAAUUUGCUUCGCAAAAAAUAAGAACAUGACAUGCAUUGCGGGUUGGAAAGCCUGUAAGGCAGGCGCUUGCAGGUUGGAACAAUAGACCCAUUGCACUGACGUCACAAAUCCUUAGAGUGUCCUCCAGAUGCUCCCUAACAAUAUCUGUUUGGGUACAACAACCACAUACAGCGCAAAAAUUAACCAUUUUAAUACAAAAUUAUUAUAAAGUUUUGCAAAAUUUGCUUUGUUUACAAAAGUUAUAUUAUGCAUAGUUUGCUAAUUUGUCCUCCAGAUGCAUCGUCAGUGGCGCUGUGAAGUCAUGUGCAAUGGGUCUACAAGACGCCAAUGCCAUGGGAAAGCUCUGAACAAAAUAUUGAGAAUGCAUUCACAAGUCAGUUAUCAAUGCAAGAUUAAAACCAAAUUCUGUUUUAUGCAUUCAAUUUUGAAGAAAGUGGACUUUCAUGCAAAUGUCUCCAAUGGCGGAAAUUCACUUUUUCCGAUGUCGGGUAGCCUGCUCGCUAGAUGUCGGGCAACUGGAUUUCCGACAAGCUCCCACAUUUCCGACAAAUCGUCUAUUUUCCGUAAAGGUGGUCGUCAUAUAAAGAACUGGGCAUAAUGACAAAGGACGCGUAUGUUUUUACACACAACUUGCACAAAUGUGAAAACCGCAAAAGACUGGUGUGUGGAAUUGCAACCACCAGCCCUGAAGGCAAUUAAGCACCCAAAGUACAAGAACAACUUCAGUAGGCUGACAAAUGAGACUGGCUCUUAAAAACCCAAUAAUGCAUGAUGUUGUCUCUUGAGUGUAUCGAAGCUGAAAACCGUAGCAAACCAAAGCUUUGUUGCGGGUUCGAUUCCCACCGCGGUGAAGCAAACUUCAGCUUGCUCGGUGUGUAGCACACCAUAUACAAAAAAUAAUAAUGCAUGUUUUAUUGGGAG